Messenger RNA from Aspergillus lentulus, 765 nucleotides. Its product is annotated as type 1 glutamine amidotransferase. NCBI's taxonomy places the organism in Eukaryota, Fungi, Ascomycota, Eurotiomycetes, Eurotiales, Aspergillaceae. Gene Ontology annotation, cellular component: nucleus; cytosol. The record is from RefSeq and is a predicted model, not a curated record.
AUGACGCGCCUUCUUCGUGCAGCAAUCCUCGAGUGCGACACUCCCAUUCAGCCCGUCAAAGACCGUUACGGGACGUACGGUGACCUUUUUGAGAAUCUUCUCAAAGCAGGUCUGAAAGCGCAGGGACUUGACUCGCAAGUGGACUUGCAAAUCACCAAAUGGGAUGUGGUGAACGGUUCUGUCUAUCCCGAACCCGAUGACUGUGAUGCGAUACUCUUGACCGGAAGCAAAUAUGAUGCCUUUGCAGAUGAGCCGUGGAUCAUCGAAUUAACAAGCUAUGUUCGAGAGGUAUACGAGAAACACAAGAAGCCCAUCAUUGGGAUAUGCUUCGGUCAUCAGAUAAUUGCGCGUGCGCUAGGAGCCCGCGUGGGCCGCAGCGACAGAGGAUGGGAGAUUGCUGUUGAGCCGAUUAUACUGACUGAUACUGGGAGGCUGCUAUUCUCAAAGAAUGUUCUGUCACUGCACCAGAUGCAUCGUGAUAUCGCAUACGAGGUACCAGAUGGUUGUGUUAACUUAGGGUCGAGCGCCAUCUGCGAGAUACAAGGUCUCUACAGUCCUGGACGGAUUUUCAGUGUCCAAGGUCAUCCGGAGUACGAUGAGUUUGUGGUCAGCAAGCUGAUUGAUACACGACAUGCCAUGGGGAUUUUGGACGACCAACUGUCCAAAGACGGUCUAUCCCGAGCUGGAAAACCGCAUGAUGGAUCGGUUGUCGGGGAGGCGAUUUGCAAGCUCCUACUUAAUGAUCCGGUGGUCAAACAUGUAUAG